CCAGAGAAGAGAGGCUUAAGCGCUGAAACAACAGCUGAAAUUCCUCUAUAGAGUCAAAUGACAAAUCAUAACAAAUUGAAAAUAAAGCCAACAAGAAGUUGGCCAACAAAACGACUAAUUUAGUCUGCAAAUGAGCAGUCAAGUGAACGGUUUUUAAAAACGUCAACGCAUUGUUUCAAAUUUCCUAAAUAGUUGUUGGAAAAACCAACAUUUUUUUUGUAAAACAGAAAAGAAAAAUUAAGAAAAAAAAAAAAUUUCAACACUGUGGCAGAUAACUAUUGUUUCAAAAUUGGAUUACUAAACCUAUAAGACAACAUUUUCCUUUCUAUAAUUUUUCAUCUUUUAUAUAUAUUUUAAGGUUUCCGUGAAUUAUUUAAUUUGAAUAGAAGGGAUUGUCAACAAUGAAGAAUGUUAAACGAUGGAUGUUAAUAACUGCAGCUUUUUUAGUUUUAGUCAUAGUCAAUGUUGACGCUGUAGCACCAUUUAAAAAAGUUUCCAUUGCCACUACACCAAAAACAAUAUCGACAUCACCAUCAUCAAAUGCAGAUGCAGCUGCUGCAACAGCGGAAGGUGAAGGUGAACCGGCGGCUGAGGCAAAGGAAGAAAAGCACGAACAUGCUGCCACCAAUACCACCACGAAAGACUCUAAAUUGACUGGUAUACCACAAAUCGAUUAUAUCUGGGAUCCAAAUUUACCGCGUGAAUUGAGAGGUUAUAAUCUAUCAAGUUAUCCAUUUUUAUCAACAACACCACCCGAUGAUGAGAUCCACUUUAAAUGUGAUGGUUUGCAUGAUGGUUUCUAUGCCUCCAUAGAAUAUAAAUGUCAGGUUUAUCAUCAUUGUGUUUAUGGCAUACGUCACGACUUUUUAUGCGCCAACUUUACAGCUUUUGAUCAGAGAACAUUUAUCUGUCAUUUUGUAUCCGAUGUCGAUUGUGAGGGUUCAAUGAAAUUUUGGAAUAGAAACGAUGACUUAUAUAUGGCCACUACCACCACCUCAACAACGACUACAACCACAGAGCCACCACCAACACAACGCCGACGUCCUGUAAGACCUUUAAGACCACUCAGAAGACCCUCGAAUCGUAGACCCAUUGAUGAUUACUACUAUGAAGAGGAUGAAUAUGAUGAGGAUUACUAUGAGGAGCGUGCCAAUAGAAGACGUAAACAGAGACCACGUCAUCGUAAACCAGUGGUAGCUGAGUAUGAUGAGGAAUAUGAAGAUGAGAAACGUUCUUUUGCCGAUGAGAAACCAAGACGUUCCAAUGGUCGUGAUCGAGUUCGUGAUGAAGCGGAACCUGAAGACGAUUACGAUACCGAUCGUCGCAGUUUUGAGAAACCCAAGUCACGCGGUAAGGCAACAACACCUGCUGAUAAACGUAAAUUAAAUGGUCGCAAGCCAGGAACCUUUGCUGGCCGUGCUAGUGCCGAUGAAAGGCGUAGUUUAAGUGAUGAUCGUCCCCUAACGGGUCGUCGUAAAGCAGCUGCACCCGCUGUCGCUGAUGAGCCAGUUGAACCUGUCGAAACACCACGUCGUUCUAACGGUCGCAGACGUAUUAAUGAGAAACGUUCUACAACUGCAUCACCAGCCAGUGAUUCCGAUGAUUUAGAUGACUAUGAAAAGCCUCAAUCUCAAAUACCCGAUCAGGAAGAAGCUGCUGCCGAUGAAGAUGCUCCUCCUAAAAUCAAAACAACUCCUAAGCCAUUGGAAGAAUUUGUAACACCUAAAGCAGCCCCUUCUUCAGUUUAUUCUCGUCCCAGAGCUCCUCCUCGCAUUGCUAGACCAGUACCUGUCAGUGCCAAGAAUAAAUUCAGUUAUCCCGUGCAGAGAACAGCCACUACAUCGGCUCCUCCUGCCGGCGAUCAUGCUGAGGAUGAAGAAUACUAUGAAGAAGAGGAUUACGAUGACACUCGUGCUCAUCGUGGCCACAGCAAAAAACGUGUUGUUGAGGAAGCCACCGAAGAAGAAGAAGAAGUUCCUGUACCUAAAAGAGGUAUUUUGGGACGCAAACCUACCAGAACUCUUAGAAAACCAGUAACAGAGAAAAAAUCACUGCCCGUCGAUGAGGAAGAAGAUUAUGAUGCCGAUGAACGCUACUCACGACGUGGCAGUAGUCGCAGAAGAAAUCCUUUAACAGGUCGCACUCGCGGUCGUGCUCCUGUACAUGACGAUGUCGACUUUGUCGAUGACGAUUAUGAUGAGCGUCCUUCUAAGCGCACCAGACCCGGUGCACGCAAAGGUGCCAAAAAACCCCGUCUACCCGAACCAUCCGAAGAGGUCGACACGGAAGAAGUUGAACCAGAGGUAGAACAUAAACCUAUAAGGAGUCGCGGUGGUGCUUCAGUUGCCGGCAGACGCAAGCCCAUACCCAGCAUACCAAGUCGCUCUCGAAGCCCAUCAGCUCAAGCAUUAGUCAAUAGCGAUGAAGUCGAUCCAGAUAUAGCAGAGGAAGCAGAAGAUGAUACCCCUGCUGUAGCCAGUAAAAAUAGUUUACCCACCAGCCGUCCAGCUUCGGUACGUGUAGUCAAACGACCAUUUUUACCAUCACGUGGUGGCAGCCCAUAUUUACCAAGAGGUCUACAACCGGUAGGCGUCGCUCAUAAAUCACACGAAUCUCAUACCACUGACAGUAGUAUGAUUGAUAUGUUCUCUACCAACUCCGGUGUACAUCUUCUUGAACAUGGUGCUCCAUUGUUACGUGACUCUGGGUCACGUACCACACUGCCACCACGUAGUGCUUUGCCUGUAUCGCAACCACGACCAGAAACGCAACCAUCUAGUAAAGCUACAUUGGAUGAGCUCUACGAAAAUGAUUACGACGUUACGCUUAAUGAUGCUUUAAAUCCAACGCUUAAACCGCUUUCGCCGCAUCAAUCAACCCACUAUCAUCAACAUCAUGAAAAUAACAAUAACAACCAUAUCCGCCGGCGUACGAUCGUCUCGCCGCCAGCCCCGCAAACAAGUCGCAGCGACUACAGAACCAACAUCGGUUCAAGAAUAGCACCAAAUUAUUACGAUGAUUAUGAUUACUAAGUAAAUUUUAACCGGCUGUUGUCAACUUAAACCGGGUAACCGGAUAAACAUUGUUUAUUUUCAAAAAGAAACAAUGGAAAGCGCAAAAAACUAAAGCACACUAAAAUCUCCUUCCCAACUGUAAAUAAACCUGCAAUGAAAAAAAAAACAACAAAUAUAUAACUAAACUUGCUGCUUUCUUAAAUCACUUGGUGUACAGGACGCAAAAAAAAACUUAAAAAAGAAAAAUUCCUUAAUAAAUUGCAGCAAAGAAUUUAUCAUAAAUUAAACGUAGUGUGCUCAAUCAUCAUACAUUUAGUUGUUUUUUAUUAAUUGUAGUAUUUUUUAAAUUAAGUUUAUUAAUCUCUUUUAAUUUUACAUAAAAAACAAAUACUCAAUUUUUCGUGAUAGUAAAUGACAAAAAGGACAUAAUUAUAUUUGUCUUAUAAACAAAUAAAAAAUGAAAAUAAUUA
This is a messenger RNA of Lucilia sericata (common green bottle fly), 3484 nucleotides long. RefSeq names its product nucleolar protein dao-5. The transcript has 12 exons. Bases 402 to 3032 code for a protein of 876 amino acids. Gene Ontology annotation, cellular component: extracellular region. The record is from RefSeq and is a predicted model, not a curated record. NCBI's taxonomy places the organism in Eukaryota, Metazoa, Arthropoda, Insecta, Diptera, Calliphoridae. Gene Ontology annotation, molecular function: chitin binding.